AGUGUGGAACCAAAUAUCUGAUAUCUUUGUAUUUAGGGGGAACCAUUUUUUUAAUGGACCGGAAGUCUGGGCACCGGCAAGUUACGUUUUAAAAGUCAAGCAUGAAGGAGAGUGCCUGUGAACGACCCACGUUAGUUUGACAGUUGUGAAUCAGUCAACAUUUCUGUAUCUGGUAACGUAAGCCACGAAAGAUGAAGUUAACAUGAAUCCUGCUCAAAUCCUGCUGCGGAGCCAGUGUGUCCGAUGUGUAACACCUUUAGUCAGGAGGACAGCUGUUCUGCAGACUGCUUUCUCCAAUGGAGGCACGGCACACUGCCCCACUUUUACCAGUACCUGUGUCCAGCAAGCUCACCGGACUAUCCACACCAGCUCCAACAAGCUUUGGCCCUCUUCUUCGCCACCCUCCACAAAAUCGAAGGAGGAUGACGAGCGCUCCAAAAAGGAUAAGGCGCUGGUCGGCACCGACGACCUGUUCGAAAGGGUGGGCCGACAGGCCAAGACCAAGGACUCCUUCAACACCGCGGUGGACGUGUUCACCAGCCAGGACAAGCGGCGGCGCGGCCACGUGGAGUUCAUCUACGCGGCGCUGAAAAAGAUGCCAGAGUUCGGGGUGGAGCGCGACGUGGCGGUCUACAACAAGAUCCUGGACGUUUUCCCGAAGGAGGUGUUCGUGCCGCAGAACUUCAUCCAGCGCAUGUUCAACCACUAUCCACGCCAGCAGGAGUGCGCCGUGCAAGUGCUGGAACAGAUGGAGAAUCAUGGAGUGAUGCCCAACGUGGAGACCAAGGUGCUGCUGAUCCAGAUCUUCGGGCCCAAGGGCCACCCGGUGCGGAAAUACCAGCGUAUCAUGUACUGGUUCCCUAAGUUCCGGCACGCCAACCCCUUCCCCGUGCCGCACCAGCUGCCCGCCGACCCCGUGGACCUGGCCCACUUCAGUCUCAAGCGCAUCGCCAACGACCUCGACGCCCGCGUCACCGUCUACCAGAUGCCAUACACAGACAUGACGGAGACUGGGGAGGAGGUGGAGGAACCACAUAUCGUAGGGAUCCAGAGUCCAGAUCAGCAGUCCCUGUUGGCUAAGCACAACCCCAGUAAGCCGGUGUAUGUGGAGGGGCCCUACCCUCUCUGGCUCCGCAAGACAUGCGUUUACUACUACCUGCUCAAGGCCGACCCUGUGCCCCCAGAGGAGAAGGUAGAGGAGUACAUUGACCCAGAGCUAGUGGGUCCUGAGCAGUGUCUGCACUACCCUCUAUGGGUGGACCUGGAUCUCAAAAGAGACAUGGGCGACGAUUUCAGCUUCGAUGUGGACGACUUGGAGGAGGGCGCGGUGUAUGCCAUGUGCAUGGCCGGUCGCGGGGACCAGGACACCCUGGCUCGCUGGAUCUCCGGCCUCCAGGAGACCAACCCCAUCCUGGGUCAGAUCCCCACCCUCUUCCGGCUGGAGUCCGGCCCGCGCGAGCUCCAGGACCUCACCGGAAGCCAGCGCCCGUCCGGACCCGGCUCUGGCGCCGGGUCCGACGACAUGAACUCGGAGCAACAAGUUCGAGUGGAGUACGAGCAGGUUGUGGAGGAGGAGGAAGAGCGACAUCAUCGUCAUCAUCAAAAGCAACAUGAUCAGGAGCAGCGUGAGGGACAGAGAGUGAAGCAGUGAUUGUUAUUAGUGCUGGUGUCCAUUCCUGCACCAGUUACAUUCGGAACUACAACGUGCUUACCUGCGAACCACCCGCGUUCAUACCCAGCUCUGUUCUAUUCUGUCUGUGUUACCCAGAUGAACCUGCCGUCGUCUACGUUGUCGUCACGGUUUGCAGAAAAAAAAAAAAUACAAGUAUUUUUUGGUUCGCAUCAGUUCGAUUCUCAGUGUGACUGUCAGCUGGUUUUGAGGUUAGGUGUGGAAACGAGCACACGCACGGUUCUCUGUUGACCUGAAUGUACUAUUUGUCUGGUGAAAGAGACAUUUGGCCGUUGUCACUCAGUAAUAAUGCUAAGGUGUCUGAGUUGUAGUCCAAUACAUGGUGGUAUUCUAAUCUAGACAUCAGGGUCAGUCACUUACACUAACUUGCAAUGAUAGCUUUACGAUUAAGUGGUUACACUCUGAAAAUAAGAGAUGUCCUCUUAUUCUGGGUUGAUUUUUGCAAGUAAAAUAAAAAUGUAUAGUCGUAGGCCUCCAGACUUCAGCCAAGCUGGGUCAGUCAUUGAACCCAUGCAUUUGGAAUACCGUCCAUCAUCCAGAGAUGUUAGUCCUAGGAUCAGAAAGUUACAACCUAACCUGCCACACAUUUGACCCAAACAGCUUUGAAUGAGAUGUCUAAACAGUUUGGUCUCUCUCUACACAAUGAAGUCACUUGUGCUCCGACGGAAAACGUCAGGUUUUGUGUUUUCAGCCCAAGAUUGAAACAUCUGGCUGCGACAAUGAUCUUCUGUUGUGAGCAUUGUUUAAGAGGGCCGUUGUAUGCACACUUGCAGGAAGCGAGCCAUUCCCCCCGACCUUAAAAUAAAUAAUAAAUAAUAAUAAAAUUAGUUUAAAUCGGUUACAGUGCAUAAUUUGCAUUUCCUAAAACCUCCUUCAGUACAUUUAAGAACAUGGAUAUAUGACUGAAACGGAUUUUGAACUUUUCAGCAAUGGUUUUAAACGGAAAGUGUGUCUGGUAUUAAUGUAUGGGUGAAUGAGUUGUAUUAUUUAAGUAUAUAGAUAAGAGAUUAAAAUCAUGCAAUAUUGUUUAAA
Molecule: messenger RNA, 2722 nt
Organism: Engraulis encrasicolus (European anchovy)
Lineage: Eukaryota; Metazoa; Chordata; Actinopteri; Clupeiformes; Engraulidae
Gene: ecsit
Product: ECSIT signaling integrator
Exons: 8
Coding region: 203-1651 (482 amino acids)
Biological process (GO): innate immune response; cell surface receptor protein serine/threonine kinase signaling pathway
Cellular component (GO): mitochondrion
Molecular function (GO): protein binding
Source: RefSeq, a predicted model, not a curated record